Messenger RNA from Galleria mellonella (greater wax moth), 611 nucleotides. RefSeq lists its product as uncharacterized. The transcript is spliced from 5 exons. The record is from RefSeq and is a predicted model, not a curated record. NCBI's taxonomy places the organism in Eukaryota, Metazoa, Arthropoda, Insecta, Lepidoptera, Pyralidae. The coding region runs from base 28 to 609 and encodes 193 amino acids.
UUACAAGGUAUAUUUCUAAUUUUUGCUAUGCAUCGUUUGCGUUGCCUUUUACUAUUUUGCUUACAGUGUUUUCGUAUUGGAGAGAAUAAAAGCAUAUCAAAUGUAAAACCUGUGGGUUUUGGAAAUGAUCCUUUGCUGGAUGAAUAUGAUUUGAAAUACAACAAUCCCAAUAUUGGGUACGAGCCGUACUGGCCCCAUGGCGAAUGGCUGAUACAGGAUCCGAACGAGGGAGCCAACGUUUCCACAACCAAGAUACCAACUGUUUGCGGGGACGAGUGCAACUCUUUAUAUAUGGAUGUAGGCGAAGUGUGUGCUCACAGAGCUGACAAUUUGUACUAUGACGGUUGUUGGUAUUUCAUUGAGACAAUCUGGUACCAUUGCAAUGCAGACAUUAUCGAUACUAGAGUGAAGGGAUACGUCACCUUCGACAAUUAUUGUGCGUUCUUGGACGCUAAGUGCAAAGCGCCUGAAAGUGAAAAGUACGGUUUAGCACAUUUUGGUAAAUGUUUAGAGGAUCAAAAUACCAUGUACAAAGGUGUGAAUGUAGCCUCCGAUAUAGUAAGCAGGAUGACGGCUUACCUCGCCUCCGUCGAUGUGGGCAAGAAGUAAGC